AUGUCGUCCAAACCUAUACGUCCAGUCAACGUCGAAGACAAACUUCAUUUCCCGACUUUUAGGCGCCUCCCAGAAGAGAACGACAUCGACCUGACGUACUACGAAGAACGCGGAUUCGGAUACUCACCCGCAGUGCACUGGUGCCUGCUUGUCGAAAUUGUUGAGGUUAUUCCCUGGAUACGGCCGAUGUUCAAUGUCAAAGAUUUGGAGGGGCACAAAUUCCUUGUUGCUUUCCAUCUCGACAACAAUGAGGAAGUCGCGUCUAUGAAUAUUAGAGUCGGGCGAACGAUGUCAAUCAGUCACGCUCAUCAACAUCAAUUUGCGGAUGGGCAGGUGGGUAUCAGACUUGAAGAUGCGUCCUCCGUCAAGUCCUUCAAUUGUGACCUCGCCAGCUUUAUGAAGAUUGGAGAGGACCUCAAGAAGCAAUCAAGCCUUUGUCCCGUUUGCAACAAAUCCGCAGAACUCCACUGCUCGAGUUGUACCUUGAGAUAUUGCAGUAAAGAAUGUCAAGUUGCUGAUUGGAAGAGUAAGCAUAAGAAGGUGUGCGGUGCUGGUCAGCAGAUUAUGGCAUGGGGCAAAUUCAAUUGGAAGAGGUUCGAUUUUGAUAGGGUCCUCUAGGGAUCGAGAUAUGACUGCAACGAAAAUGUCGUGUUAUGCAUGCAGCGAUGUAUAGAUUUUCUUGUUGCCUGCAUGUCGUCGUGGACUGUCUGUGGGAGCAGGAGCUUGAGCUUCGAAAAGAAAAAUAUGUUAACG
Molecule: messenger RNA, 753 nt
Organism: Laccaria bicolor S238N-H82
Lineage: Eukaryota; Fungi; Basidiomycota; Agaricomycetes; Agaricales; Hydnangiaceae
Exons: 4
Coding region: 1-618 (205 amino acids)
Source: RefSeq, a predicted model, not a curated record